CGCUCGUAUUAUUCGCUGUCAGCCGUCGCAUGCCUCUCCUUUCUCCCAUCCCCCUUUACGAAACCCUUCAUCUUUGCCGCUCUCCUCUUUCGUCGCUCUUUUUCACGGCCAGCCGGAAGGAGCUCCCCGCAUCGUUCCAAGGCAAGACACUAGCUAGACGUCUACCCUGAUCCAGCUCAAUCUCCUUCCAUGCCCCCCUCUCCUUCCUAGACUUAUUGCACCUGCAAAACAGUCAAUAUGCCUCUCAUUCGCAGGUCCUUUUCACUGGCAGUCGCCUUCUUCACGGUCGUGGCCUUCUUCCACCUCCUCAACCUCCACUCAAACGAGCCUAUAAGCCCCGUACCCUUGCGUUCCUAUGCCGACAGGAACCUCCAAAAGCCCGUCCAAUGGAAAGACGUCCCGGAACGCUAUCCUCUAAGCACCUUUACCUCGCUGCCGGCAGCGAAGGCCACCAGCAUCCCUAAGAUUCAGUAUGACGGCUUUUUGGAAGAAACACUCGAGCAACAAAGUCAGAGGGAGGCGAGGCAGCAGGCUGUCAAGGCGAGUUUCCUGCGCUCGUGGCAUAGUUACAAGACGUAUGCGUGGCUGCAGGACGAGCUCACGCCUCUCUCUGGCAACUACAAAAACACCUUUGGUGGUUGGGGUGCUUCGUUGGUUGACGCUCUAGACACGCUUUGGAUCAUGGGUUUGCAUGAAGAGUUUGAAAUUGCUUGCAAGGGGCUAAAGAAGAUUGAUUUUACUACGACCGACAUGAUCUCGCUGAACAUCUUUGAGACUACGAUCCGUUACCUGGGAGGUCUUCUCUCCGCCAACGACCUCAGCGGCGGAAAAUACCCCAUACUGAAGGAGAAGGCGCUCGAGCUUGGCGAAAUGCUCUACCGUGCAUUCGACACGCCUAACCGCAUGCCCGUUUCGCACUGGAACUGGAGGAAAGGAGCCGAUCAUGAGGAGCAGCGACCCUCUUCUCAAGCCGUCUCCGCGGAAGUCGGGUCUCUGUCCCUUGAGUUUACUCGCCUCUCCCAGCUCACCGGUGACCCGAAAUAUUACGACGCAGUCCAGCGUAUUGCGGAUGAAUUCGAGGCGCAGCAGAACGACACGAAGAUUCCCGGCCUUUGGCCCAUUAUUGUCAACCCGAGAAAGGGCACCUUUACGGAUGACAGGAGAUUCACGUUUGGUGGUAUGAGCGAUUCCCUUUACGAAUACUUCCCUAAGCAGUACCUCUUGCUUGGUGGAGUCAUGGACCAAUACCGCUACAUGUACGAGGGCUCCAUCGAGGCUGCCAAGAAAUACAUGUUCUGGCGUCCCCUGAACAAGGAUAACAAGGACAUUCUGAUUUCUGGCACGAUUUCGAACAACGCAGCGAACGAAAUCAAGCUGGACCCUGAGGGCCAGCAUCUCGGCUGUUUCGUGGGCGGUAUGGUUGGCAUUGCGGCCAAGAUUUUCGACCGCCCCGACGAAGUGAAGCUUGCGCGCCAACUCACUGACGGCUGUAUUUGGGCCUACGAGUCGAUGCCGACGGGCAUCAUGCCGGAGAUCUUCCAUGCUGUCCCCUGCACCGACCCCACGGACUGCUUAUGGUCCGAGGAGCGCUGGAUCGAAGGUGUGCGCCAAUACACCGGUAAAAGCACCGCCGAAGACGCGCUCAGCGUUAUCGAACGCCACAACCUGCCCUACGGCUUCACCGACGUACGUGACAAGCGGUACCUGCUGCGGCCUGAAGCCAUCGAGAGCGUUUUCAUCAUGUACCGUAUCACGGGCGACCGCAUGUACCAAGAAAAGGCGUGGAAGAUGUUCAAGGCGGUAGAGAGGGCGACGCGCACGGAGAUUAGCAACGCCGCUAUCAACAACGUCAACGACCCCGAGGAGGUCCUCAAGGUGGAUUCGUGCGAGAGCUUCUGGAUGGCCGAGACACUCAAGUACUACUACCUCAUCUUCAGCGAGCCCGAGUUGAUCAGCUUGGACCAGUUUGUGUUCAACACCGAGGCUCACCCGCUGAGGAGGCCGGCGUCUUAUUAAGCGUCGAAGCUAUCACGGCUACAUAGAUGAUAGAUGGUUAGACCGGCCGCAAAGGCUUGGGCGGAUCCACAGGAGACCGCAGGCGUUUGGAGCGUUUGGUAUAGACACGCACGCGGGAUUCGCGAGGAAAUAACGCGGGCUUGGAAAUUGUUCAUUGUUGUAUCAGGAAUUAUAUGUACAAAGUUGGCGUACAGGCACGUAGUUGAAUACAGUGUCAACAUGACGGGACCAAUGUUAAGGAU
Messenger RNA from Aplosporella prunicola CBS 121167, 2258 nucleotides. RefSeq names its product glycoside hydrolase family 47 protein. The transcript has a single exon. Bases 238 to 2016 code for a protein of 592 amino acids. Gene Ontology annotation, molecular function: calcium ion binding; mannosyl-oligosaccharide 1,2-alpha-mannosidase activity. Gene Ontology annotation, biological process: N-glycan processing; carbohydrate metabolic process. The record is from RefSeq and is a predicted model, not a curated record. NCBI's taxonomy places the organism in Eukaryota, Fungi, Ascomycota, Dothideomycetes, Botryosphaeriales, Aplosporellaceae. Gene Ontology annotation, cellular component: endoplasmic reticulum; Golgi membrane.